Molecule: messenger RNA, 2954 nt
Organism: Anthonomus grandis grandis
Lineage: Eukaryota; Metazoa; Arthropoda; Insecta; Coleoptera; Curculionidae
Exons: 14
Coding region: 135-2909 (924 amino acids)
Source: RefSeq, a predicted model, not a curated record
AUACGUUUGAUCGAUACCAGUCCUAGCAACUUAAAUAUCAAUGUCACAAAAAGGUUAAGAAUCCUUGGCAUUACGCAAUCAAAAAUCAUCAUUGCGCGUGUUGUGGCAUAAAAAAUAACUUCUAAAGAGAACACAUGGCCAAAAAAGGUCAACCAGUACAGUUACAAAUCGAAGUUACCAACGAUGACGAAUGGGAAAAGCUUUUACAAAAAGAUGGACUCAUCGUGAUUGAUGUAUAUUCUGAUUGGUGCGGCCCCUGCUUGGGUAUGCAAGCCAAUUUAAAAAAAAUUAAGCUGGAGGUGGGAGGAGACAUGCUUCAUCUGGCUGUGGCCAAGUCUGAUGGGAUAACUGUCUUAGAGCGCUUCCGUAAUAAGAGCGAACCAACUUGGAUGUUUGUAUCGAAGGGCAAAAUGGUAAACUUAAUGUUUGGAGCAGACGCCCCCAAACUAACCAGGCUGAUUCUGGAAGAACUAAAAAAGGAGCAGGCCCAGCACGAUGGACAAACUACAGAUCGUGUUCUUUUAGAAAUAACUGACUUGGCCAGCGAAGAAAAAGUAAGAUACGAUGCCAAAGAGAUUAUUGAAAAGCAGAUAAAAGAAAAAGAGGACCGAAAAAGAGCAAAAGAAUUGUUGGAGAGGCGCACAAAGGAGUGUGAACAAAUCCUGACAAACCUUCCUAAUUAUGGAUGCGCCCUAGUCUUUCCCUCUGCCAGAGACAAAUACAAGGAGGUCCUCAAUGAAAUCCUUGAUGAAGCUGGUCUUAACAUUAAUCAGACAGAAAAGAUCAAUUUAGAUGAAACAUCCAUAAAAGAACUCUGCUUUUUUUCUCAAGUCGAAGAAGAAUUUUCAGAAGAAGCUAUUGAAGAGCUUUUCAACAAUGAAGCACAUAUGAUCCUUUUUAAUGUUGCUCCUAGAACAGACAUUGAAGAUAUUGACGAUGCUAUUUUAACAAUGAUUUACGGACAAACAAAAAAGCCUCCGGGAGCUCCUGACAGUUUUGCCAAAAAGCUGCUUAAAGUUCUAGAUGAAGAUGAGGAACAGGAACAGAAAGAAGCACGGAAGCAUGAUCAUGUAGUUUGGGUUCCCUUAACACCUCAAAUAAGAGCUACAGCCUUAAGAAUGUAUUUCCCAAAAGUUACUGCAGAUUUCACUAUAGAAGAACCACCUCCUGAGCCAGAGCAUUUAGCCGUUAUCUUUCCAAUUAAAAAAAAGGAUGAGGUUGUACCAAUUCUCAACCAGUUCCCUAAUAUGAUAAUGAAGCAAGGAAUAUUCAGCAGCGAGUUGCCUGAGGAUGCCCAAGUGGUAGCCAAAAGCUUAAAGAAACUUGAAAAAAUUCCCCCAAAAGAACGAAACUACAGUGAAGAAAAGCUUGUCCUUCAAGUAUCCAAACAAAAAAGUGAAUGUAUAUUUGCCUUGGCCCAACUGGAACCGUUGUACAUGUCCCCAAACGCUAAAGAGGGUAAAUCAGAAUGCGAGAAAUUCUUUCCUGAAGAUUAUGAUGAGGGUGAAUCCGAGGAGGAGGAAGAAGAAGAAGAGGAGGAACCAGAACAAAUACCUACAGCAGAAACAUCAGCGCCUCUCGGUUCUGGUAGUGAACUUCCGUCAAUAGUAGCCAGUGAAAAUCAAGAUGAUGAAAUAAAAGAAGCUGAAGAAUGUGAAGUGAAGGAAGGUGAAGAUGGUGAAGAAGUUCUUGUAUGUCAAAAAGCCGAAGCCGAACAGGGUGAAGUACCUAUUGAAGGAAGUCAAGACCUGAUAUCUCCAGCAGUAGCAGGAAGUGCUGAAGGAGUACCUGAAGAACCAACGGCUUGUGAAAUAGGAUCUGCUCCUCCUCCAGAAGUAAAAAUCUUACCUGAACUCCUGGAAGAGCUUCUUUUCUUUUCCAAAGUGAAGUUUCCUUCAAAGACCAUCGAAGACUUUGGUAGCAACCGUUUGUCUUUCGCUCUUUUGUUCAAACGCAGCAAUGAAAACUUAACGGGAAAUAUAGAUGAGGUGGUUCUUCAAAUGGUGUACGGAAAUUCUCGAAAACCGCCAGGAGACGAUAAAUCCCCCGCAAUGAAGUUAAGGAAACUUUGGAUCGACGGAGGUAAACCAAAAGACUGGCUGGAUUUGAAGCAAAAUUUAUCUGAAGAGGAGUUAAACGCGUUGGAAAAUAAUGUUUUACUUGGUAUUUGGGCUCCUCCAAACUCUCUUAAUAAAGCAACAGUUUUAAAAUUGUUCUUUCCUAGCAUUUCGACCCCCUUUAAGAUGCCUGAUUUGAAGGAACAGCCUUUACACCUUGCUGUGGCUUAUGAUGCCUUUAAAGCCAAAGAAGUAUUUGAGUUAUCAACCAAAUACCCAGGAAAAAUUAUGAGUUUUGGUUACUUUAGUAGCGAUAUGCCAGGGGAAGCAAAGCUACUGGGGAAGACGACUGAGAAAUAUGAGGCUAGAGCUACCCCUGUCACCUAUGAAGAAAAACUCGUUAUCCAAUUGGUCAAAGAUGACCCGAAUAUUUUCUUGGAAUUCAUGGAAUUAGGACCGUCCUAUGUAAGUCGAGAUGUCGAUAUAGGAGAGUUGGAUUGCGCCUACUUUUUCCCUCCUGGAUAUAAUACACCUGAAGCCGAAAUUAUAACUUAUUUAAAGAAAAAGUCCAAACGUAAACUUAAAAUAGGUAAAUUCAAACCGACAGCAGACAAUCUAGAAGACGGAGAGCCUCAAGUGGCUGUUGAAUCAGUACCGGCCGAAGCUGUAGAAGCAACCGCUGAGGAAACUGAAGCUGUACUUGAGGAAGCUGCCCAAGAGGAACAGGAAAGCGACGAAGAAGAAAUUGAUGAAGGCGAUGCUAAAAGAGAGGGUCAGGAAAAGGGAGAUGAAGAAGGCGGAGGAGAUAUGGAGAGUGCUGAUAAAGCUACAUCGCCAGUAGGAGGAGAGUAGGCAAAAAUGUUGUUUUGAUGUAGGUAAUAAAUAGUUUAAUGCUUA